Messenger RNA from Striga asiatica, 447 nucleotides. The record is from the annotation of a GenBank genome assembly. NCBI's taxonomy places the organism in Eukaryota, Viridiplantae, Streptophyta, Magnoliopsida, Lamiales, Orobanchaceae.
AUGGAAGCAAGUGUAAAACCCGAAACCUCUCCUCCUCCUCAUUCUCUACGCAGCUGCAAAUAUCGCACCGAUAUUUAUCCCGUUGAGACCACCCACGCACGUAAGACAGCACAAGGGGAUGAGGAUCUUGGCGCAGUCCGAAUGAAGCCAGAAGUCGCAAUCUCCACAGACGUAGAAGUGGGCCCACUCCUUGCGGGUGCUGUGCUGGGACCUGCACGCGCUGCACCAGCAGGAGGAGAAGUUGGUCCCCCUAACAGCUGUCAGCUUGUGCUCAUGGCUCCUGUGCAUCACCUUGACCGACAGCGCGCACACGAGGUCCAGCUUGAAUCCACACCCACGAUCCGGACACUCGUACAAGGCGGCCCCGCGCAUCAAACCGCACCUGCUGCAACCAUCCAAAUCACUCUUCAAUGGAUUAUUAUUAAUAUUGCAAUGACAGAGGAUUAG